Chironomus riparius is the source of this 2092-nucleotide messenger RNA. The record is from the annotation of a GenBank genome assembly. Lineage: Eukaryota; Metazoa; Arthropoda; Insecta; Diptera; Chironomidae.
AGAACCUCUAGUUGACCAUUAAAUAACAGAAAUUCAGACUGAUUUAAUAAAUUUUUUUUAAUCAUUAAGUUGACGAUUAUUGAGUCAAAAAGUUUUAUUAAAAUUUCUAAAUGAUGAAAGGUUAUUGCCUCAUCUUCUGCCUUUUCCUUUCAAUUAUUCACAUUUCCACAUCAACAGACAUCAAUUGUUCUUUUGAAUAUUACUCUUUUACUGUUAUUGGCAACACUUACCACUGUGACAUCCGCUAUGAUCCAAACAUAAUUUCAGCAGAGACAGCAGUCGUCAAUAGUGCAACAGGAACCCAUGAAAGCUACAGAUCUGACUAUGAUGUCGCUGGAAUCUAUUCAAGCAGCAAAAAAAUUGAAGUUUUUCCGCGCGGUUUAGAAAAAAUCUUUAAAAAUCUUAAAUUAAUCGCAAUUUACUACGGAAGACUCACAGAAGUUCAUCAAGCUGACCUUAAACCAUUCACAAAACUAGUAUAUUUAAGCUUGGCAAACAAUGACAUCAAAAUUAUUGAAGAAGGUCUCUUUGACUUUAAUCCAAAGCUUGCCUUCAUCUCUUUCGCAGAGAAUAAAAUCCUUCAAAUCCAUCCAACAGUUUUUAAUAAUUUAAAGGAGCUCAGACAUCUGAUUUUGGAAGGUAAUUCAUGCACUAAUCGUAGGGCUGAUAGCAGUGUCUUUCAAGUCAAAUAUAUCAUCGGUGAAUUUAAGGCUAAAUGUCAAUAUACCGGAUCGACAGCUGCUGCUCAAACCACUACAACAGAAUGGACAACAACAAAAACAACUGACUGGGAAGAUUCAUCAAUUGAAGAAUUUGUGGAAACUACACAUGCUCCACAUAGAAAGAGUCAAUCUGUUCAGCAUAAAAAUCAUAUUUUGGUGAUAUCUUUGGCUGUUAUAAUUAAUGCAGUUCUUAGGUUCUAGCCAAUAAUACUUUCCCGAGCAGCACAAGUUGGUCAAUCAAUUAGAAUGUGCUGUUCUGUAUUGUUAAAAUAUUGCUUUGAAGCAUCAAUUGACGUCAUAGUUAAGUCGCUCUCAGAUUGACAUCAGUGACUGCAACUUCUCACGACUUUAAAAAACGAGAGAAAUAAAGAAGAAAAAAGUUUUUAAUCAUUUUUGUGGUUCAUUUCCAUUUAUUAAGUCCACAAAGACAAAAUUUAAAUUUUGUUUAUUAAAAUUCCCAAAAAUAAAUCAAAUGUUUGGCAGAAAAAACUCAAUAAAAUGAGAAUCUUAUGCUGCCUGACUUUACUCUCAUGCUCAAUUUUAAGUCUCUCAUCAUCAACGUCUCUCGAUUGUUCAUAUGAAUAUUGGACAUUUGCUGUCAUUGGAUCGAUUUAUCAUUGUGAAGUUCAAACAGAUCCAAAUAUAACAACUCCUGAAUCUGCAGUCAUUGAUGCAGCUAGUGGACCUCAUCAUGGACCAAAAGUCAACGAUGAUGUUGCUGGAUUUUAUGUCAAUAAUAAAAAUAUGAAAAUUAAUUUUUUUCCGCUUGGACUUGAAAAGAUUUACAAAAAUUUAAGAAUGAUUUUUAUUCAUCAUAAUGGAAUUAAGGAACUCCAUCAAAGUGAUUUGAAAGAUUUAACAAAAUUGGAAUAUUUAAGCUUGACAGAUGGACUCAUUCAAGUCAUUAAAGAAGGGCUUUUUGACUUUAACCUUGACUUACUUUACAUUUCAUUUGAGGACAAUCGAAUCAGUCAAAUUCAUCCUGAAGUUUUUAAUAGUUUGACAAAGCUAACUUAUUUGGGUCUUAAUGGGAAUCGAUGUCAGUUUAGUAAUGCAAAUAAUACAACAGAAGUUGUGAAACUCAUUAGAAAAAUCAAAAUAAGUUGUCCGAUAAAUGACAGCUUAACCACAGCUGAUGAAUCGACAUUUGAAAUUGAAGAUGAUCUGACAGAUACAAAGGAUGUCAAAUCAAAUGCUGAGGCUAGUGAGGGAUGCAUGGCAGCUCCAAGAAUUGAUAUUAUUGUGAUUACAACGACUCUUUUACAUUUAUUGACUUUUAAAUAAAAUAUUUUGAUGAGUUUUUUAAAUAUUUGUCAAUUUUAUUGGUUGUUAAACUAAGAAUCGAGCACAACUGCAGUAUUUCUUACCCA